Molecule: messenger RNA, 1782 nt
Organism: Vigna radiata var. radiata (mung bean)
Lineage: Eukaryota; Viridiplantae; Streptophyta; Magnoliopsida; Fabales; Fabaceae
Product: elongation factor Tu, chloroplastic
Exons: 1
Coding region: 89-1546 (485 amino acids)
Biological process (GO): mitochondrial translational elongation
Cellular component (GO): mitochondrion
Molecular function (GO): translation elongation factor activity; GTPase activity; GTP binding
Source: RefSeq, a predicted model, not a curated record
ACACUCUACCAACACCACCAGAUAACACACAUAAGACUUUACACUCACAAACAUCGUCUUCUCUCCACAAUCCCAAUUUUCCAAAACCAUGGCACUUUCUUCUGCAACUGCUUCCUCCAAACUCAUACUCUUCCCACAUGCAUCAUCGUCGUCAUCAUCAUCUUCUUCUUCCUCACCCUCUUCUUUAAAUUCUACACCCUUCCGCUCCACCACCACCCAUAAACUAACCACUCUCUCUUCCUCCUUCCUCCAGCCCUCCACCAUCCUCCGCCGCACACCCUCCACCACAACUCACCGCCGCCAAUUCACCGUCCGCGCCGCGCGAGGCAAGUUCGAGCGCAAGAAGCCCCACGUCAACAUAGGCACCAUCGGGCAUGUCGACCACGGAAAGACCACCCUCACCGCCGCCCUCACCAUGGCUCUCGCCUCCCUCGGCAACAGCGCCCCCAAGAAGUACGACGAGAUUGACGCCGCCCCGGAGGAGCGCGCCCGCGGCAUCACCAUCAACACCGCCACCGUCGAAUACGAAACCGAAAACCGCCACUACGCCCACGUGGACUGCCCCGGCCACGCUGACUACGUCAAGAACAUGAUCACCGGCGCCGCCCAGAUGGACGGCGCCAUUCUGGUUGUCUCCGGCGCCGACGGCCCCAUGCCCCAAACGAAAGAACACAUCUUGUUGGCAAAACAAGUCGGCGUGCCCAACAUGGUAGUGUUCCUGAACAAACAGGACCAAGUCGACGACGAAGAACUCCUCCAGUUGGUGGAACUCGAAGUUCGCGAGCUUCUCUCCUCGUAUGAGUUCCCCGGCGACGACAUCCCCAUCGUCUCGGGUUCCGCACUCUUGGCCCUGGAAGCUCUCAUGGCGAACCCGGCAAUCAAACGCGGGGAAAACGAAUGGGUCGAUAAAAUCUACCAACUCAUGGACGAAGUGGACAACUACAUUCCCAUUCCGCAGCGCCAAACCGAUCUCCCUUUCCUUCUCGCCGUGGAAGACGUUUUCUCAAUCACCGGGCGUGGCACGGUGGCGACGGGGCGAGUGGAGCGUGGGACAAUUAGAGUUGGCGAAACCGUUGACCUUGUAGGUUUGAGGGAAACGAGGAACACGACGGUGACCGGCGUGGAGAUGUUCCAGAAGAUUCUUGACGAGGCGUUGGCGGGGGACAACGUGGGGCUUCUGCUGAGAGGGGUUCAGAAGGUGGACAUUCAGAGAGGGAUGGUUCUGGCGAAGCCUGGCACCAUUACGCCGCACACCAAGUUCGUGGCCAUUGUUUAUGUUCUGAAGAAGGAGGAAGGUGGGAGGCACUCGCCGUUCUUUGCAGGGUACAGGCCUCAGUUUUACAUGAGAACCACCGACGUGACGGGGAAGGUGACCUCCAUCAUGAACGACAAGGACGAGGAGUCCAAGAUGGUUAUGCCCGGUGACCGUGUUAAGAUGGUCGUCGAGCUCAUUGUUCCUGUGGCCUGCGAACAGGGAAUGAGGUUCGCCAUCAGGGAAGGAGGGAAGACCGUAGGUGCUGGCGUUAUCCAAUCCAUCAUCGAGUGAAUUCUCUCCUUUUCCAUUUCUUCUUCCUCUUCCUUUUAUACUCCUUUCCUUUCCCUUUUUCUUAUACUUUCCACCUUUAUGAUGGAUAUUGUUAUUCCAUUCCAUUAUCAUAUUCUUCUAUCCCAAAUCAAUUUUCUUUGCUGUUACUGCUCUUUUACUUCACUAUCUUCAACGGAAUGCAAUGUCCUCACAUGAGGUAGUUAAACUGUUACAUUUGGCUAAUUAGUUCUACUCUA